AACAACCAGUGAGCCCCUCAGUCACCAACACUGACCUCUGAAGCUCCUUGAAUGCGUCAGGAAAAAGCACGACGCCAUCUCAUCUCAUAUUACUGAGCGCAAACAGAACCCCACCCCGCGUUAAGUUGUAUGCGUAAUGGAUCUUCAUGAAGUCGCUGAAAAGAUGCUACGAUUGUAUUACACGCAAUGAAAAAAAAAAAAGAAGUCAAGUAUUAACUAAAAAAUGAAGUAAACCAAAAUGAAGACCUGGUUUCAGUGUACACAAUGGACUCUGCUUUUCAUCUGUGUAUCGGAUGUGUUCAUCUUUGCUGCAGGUUCCAGCACUUCAACUGAGAGGGUGGUAAUGUACAGUACUGUGGGGAAGUCCCUUACAUUCCCUACCAGGGUACCACUUACUGGGACUAUACACUAUGAAGGCAGAAACAUUGGAGUCGUGCUUAAUAAAAACACUGAUACAGAAACAGAUGAGAAGUUUAAGAAUCGUCUCCACUGGGACAAUCAGACUGGGCUCUUCACUCUCUCAGACCUGAGGACAGAAGAUUCAGGUGGUUAUACUGUAGAGAGCAGUAAAGAGUCCAAGAUCAAGCAGGAAUAUCAGCUGGAGGUGUACAAAAAUGUACCAGCACCUCAGGUGACAUCAUCCAGUAACUCUUCUUCAGAUAACACAGUCUGUUCAUUACUGUGCUCAGUGAUCAAUGGGAGGGGACUGGUUCUCUUUUGGUAUAAAGAUAACUUCAUAUUAAACCGCACAAGUAGCUCCAAUUUGAAUGCCAUAUUGCAUCUUCCUCUGGAGAUUGAGAAGCCAAAAAAUGACAACUUCAUAUGUGUGGUGUCAAACCCAGUCAGCAACAAAACAACCACAGCCAACAUCACGACACUCUGUUACCACAGUCCUGUUCAUGGAGAUGGUCGUCAGAGGUAUAUAGUCAGUGCAGUGCUCAGUGGGGUUUCUGUUGUGGCAGUAAUCGGGGUUGCUGUGUAUCUCAGGAGGAGAAAAUGGCAAAAGGAAUCCAGUCAGCACACAGAAGCUUCAUCUGCAUCUGAAGGACCUCAUGCUGAUUUACAAUAUUCUGAAAUAGCUCAUAAAACUGAUACUCAGGCCUAUAUACCUGAAUCUUUCCCUGAGGAAAGGUAUAAACUAACAACAAUUUACGACCAAAUUAGGCCACAGAGGUUUCCGUCCACAGAUAACAGCCUAGAGUGCCAUCAGGCUCUGGUUUAGCUUUUAAAAAAGGGGGGCAAAAAAACCCUAAAACAGAAGUAGAGUUUUGUAUGUAAAACACGUGUUGUAAUGAAGUGAUUAAAGUUCAAUACUGAAGUUACUAUAUGUGGAAAUGUUGCUACUCUGGCUUAUUCAACCUGAAUUUACUCCAAGGUGAUAUUCAUUCUCCCUCCUAAUUUCACAGUUUUGAGAAGGAUUUUCAAACUUAACAUUGUAACUUAACACAGUUUUUCAGUCAUGUUCUAUUGGAUGAUGUUUUUUGAUAAAGAUUGUAUAACUUAUUGUGCUGUGAAAAAUAAAUGUCAAUUACAAAUCAA
Electrophorus electricus (electric eel) is the source of this 1539-nucleotide messenger RNA. RefSeq names its product CD48 antigen. NCBI's taxonomy places the organism in Eukaryota, Metazoa, Chordata, Actinopteri, Gymnotiformes, Gymnotidae. The record is from RefSeq and is a predicted model, not a curated record.